AUGACCCCGGCUGGUGACCCCCAAGCCUUGAACGACUUCCUUCAUGGGACCGCUGAGCUGCAGACCGAAGACCUGCUCAUUAGCGCCUCCUCUGGGGAGACGUCUCUCUUCGCAGACCCCCCGAGUCCAGUCUCGCUGCUGGGGGACAGCGGAAGCUCCCCCAAUACGCCGCCCCACGGCUGCGUGGAUCUCUCCUUCCUGGAGGAGGCGCUCCUCUCGUCACCGGAGGGCGCGGAUGACACCGGGCGGGGGGAACCGCCGCGGGAGCCGUCCCCGGUCGGGCUCGGAUCCCGGUCGGAGGAGGAGGAGGAGGUGGCGGCGAAGGAGGAAGAGGAAGUGGCCUGUUGCGACAUCCUGCAGCAGAGCCUGAAGGAGGCCGACAUCACGGAGCAGACCGUCGCCCAAACGGGGGACUCCCUUUACCCGCCCGUCCUGACGCCGCCCGCGCUGUCGUUUGCCCUCAAGUCCGUCGUCCCGGGCUUGCCCAGAGACACUCAGGCGGCCGUCGAGCCCCCGCAGCCCUCCUUGCUGGCCGUGGGGCCGGGGUGUCCCUCCCUAAAGCCGACGGGCCCUCCUCAGCUGAUGGGGCUCCUGCCCGGGAAGGUUUUCCCCGCCCCUUCGCCGGAGACUUCCUUGGUUCAGGGCUCCGGUAUGAUCCUCCAUAAAGCCGCCGGCGCCCGACCCCUCGUCGCCCCGGCCGCGGGGAUCGUCCUGCAGCGUGCCCCCCUCCCUAUCCAACCCAAGCUGCCCGUCAGCAUCCAGCCAAGACUGGUCCAGAUCAGCCCGAAGCCGUUGGGGCAAAAACCCGCUCCGGGUCUCACGCUCGUUCCCGGGACCACCUCCCCAAAUAUUCUCCUUUCCCAGCAGCCUUCCGCCCCGGCCCCGGCGGUCCCCGAGCCGCUCCCCAAACCAGUCCGCCUGCAGCUGCUCAACCAGGGCGGCUCCUUCAUGCUUCAGCCUCAGGGACUCUUUCAAGGCCAAAACCAGUUUCUUCUGCCAGGUCAGUCCCAGGUUACCAUCACCCAACCUGCCGCCGGACCUCUGCUGACCGCCACUCCCCAAGGACCGCAGGGGACUCCCUUCGGCGGGCACAUCGUGGACGGCUCCCAGUUCCUCACCGUCCCCCAGAGACCGCUCAACUUCAGCCCCGUUUUCGCGACGGGGCAGCUGGCCCUCGGCCAGGCCGCCAUCUUUUCCCCAACUGUCUUCCAGAUGCCGGCGCAGCUCGCCACGGGCUACGCGAACGGCGGGCAGGGGCAGCGGGCCACUCUGGUGCACGGGGCGGCUCUGGGAAACCGCAUCACCUUGAUCAACGGUUCUGGGGUGCUGCCCUCGGACUUGGCUUCCAUAUCCAUCGUCAACACCCCCGCGGUGGUGCAGGGCCUGCCGGUGGCGGCGGCGACCGACCCCCAGCGGGGCCUUCAGCCCGCCUCGGUGGUGAUUCUCCCCGAGGGGAGCGGCGGCUCGGAGGAAAGAUUUCAUCAACAGGUGACGAAUUUAAAUUUUCCACCUCCACAGCGUUCGGGUCCGGUGAGCCAACAGCAGGUGACUGCGCGGCCCCCCGCCCCCUCGCCGCCCCUGGCGGGCGUCCUGCCGCCCCCACCUGAAAUGGUGGCGGCCCCCGACGUGACCCACGUGGUGAAGGAUGUGGUCCAGUCCCUGAGCCAGGACCAGGACUUCGUCAAACAACUGCAGCAGGUCAGAACGUCAACACAUUUUCAAAUUUACUUUGAAAUAUUGAAUUACGAGACAUCAUUUACGAAUUACAAGAAUGAUCUGAAAAAGAAAAUAAAAUUUACAUUUUUUCAUAGCAUUAAUUUGUCUGCACCCCAGCAAGCGCUCGACUCUCCCGUUACGUCCAACCUAUCGGUUGGGGUCGCCCCGGCGGUCUCGGUCGACUCUCUUACCUCGACGGCGGACAACGAGCAAGAGAACCAACCAGCGACCGUCACGUCAGACUCGUGUCCGGACCCCUCGCCGCUCCCCUCGGACUCCGAGGACGUGACCCCGCCGGGCUCGUCUCCUUCGCUUCGGGACUCGGCCGCGUUCCCCGAUCCGAACCCCCUUUCCGGACUAGAGGGCUCGUCCCCGGGGCCGCAAGUCCAGUACCGGGUCCCCCGCCGGUUCCAGGGCUCACAGGCUUUGUUCGCGCACAGCAGGGGCACACCCGCCUCGCCGUCCCAGGCGCCGUCCUCCGAGCCCACUUUGACCCCCAGCAUCCCAGUGCCUCAACGUCAGUCGGACCCCUCACCUGUACUGGGGGUGGACCCCCCCGUCCAACAGCACACACAAAUCAGUAAGUUUCUCUUCAAAACACACCCAUCCAUUUUCUACAGCGCUUAUUCUCAAUUGGUGGGGGUGGGCUCAAGUCAAUCUCCAGACUUAAACCCCAGAGAGAAUAGCGACGUACCGACACCCGACGUGCGGUCGCCCUCCCCGAACGCCCACGAGCGGCACCGCUGCGGGAUCGGAGCCCCCCGGGAGUUGGGCCCCGAGCCAAGAAACCAGCAGCUGGCAGGUGCGGAGCUGCAGCCGGAGGAAGUUCCAACACCAGCAACGAGACGUCACAGAUUCCAGCAGCUCCUCUGCUCGGACCACCUCGCGGUCCAGCACCCGCGGACCGGCCCGGCCUUCCGCACCCCGUCGGACGCCGCCCGCCGCCUGCUGCCGUACCACGUCUGCGCCGGCCACGCCCCCUCCCAGGAGGACCUCGCUUUAGUGGACCAGGAGUUUGACACCGUGUCGAGGUUCCUGCUCAAGCGCACCAAGGACAUGGUGAACAAAUACAGGCAGCUAUUGGUCAGGGAAACAUGGCAGGAGAGUCCAUCGGCGGAGAUGGUGAUGCUGGAGCGUCUCUUCCUGCAGGCGGAGCGUUUUUCCCUGGGAGAGGACAGGCAGCGGGCGCACAAAGACCCGGAGUCUUUCCUGAUGUCUUUGACCUCAUCAGCAUCUUCCUCACGUCGCGCGGGGGUCUUACAGCCUCAAGCGUCAGCCCAGGCCUGCUCCCCAGCCUGGAAAAGACUGUCAGACCGCCCGCCUGGACUCAAGACGUACCGUUCCAGCUCACGCGGGGCUCUGAGGCUUACAAUCAAGCAGGAGUGCGGCCACCGCAAGGUGGUACGGAGUUCUGUCGCCGACCCCGGUCCCAAGCGGGACCGAGCGGGUCGGCUGCCCAACGGCGGCGCAGGGCCCGACGGGGCGUCGCGGCAUCCUCGAUGCGACGACAAGAUCCCCAAUGGGGUGGGAUCCAAAAAGAAAAACAGUCUUCCGGCGCCUCCCCCGCAGGACACCCCCAGGGUGAAAUGCCUCAGGUUGGACGUGCCCCCGUCACUCAACCCGCCGCCGGGCUCCCUGCAGGAAGACGUCGUGCUCAGCGAACACCUUCAGAGCGCCAUCGACAGCAUCCUGGAGCUGCAGCGCCUGCAGGGACCGUCGGCGGGCGCCCUGGCGAGGGGCCCGGACCAGCCCGUCACCAGCGCCUUAGGGGGUCACCUGUGAGGCUCCACCAGGACCUCGGAACUCCCAGCUGAGCCAACCAAAAGCUCGACUUUUGUCUGUCGAUAGGAAGAUUUUCAUCCGCGUGUCGGCUUUUCCUUUUCAACUGGCAGCCGAAAAAGUGACACUUUUUGCCAUUUGUUUUUCCCCCCAGUUGAACGCAAAAAAAUGUUUUUCAUUCUUCAUUUUCUUGGGGGGCCAAAAAGAAAACAUUUUUUUGAAGGGGUAGUGGUGCCAAUUGAAGACCGAAAGUACUCGAUAAGCCGAUUUAUGAUGAUUGUGCGUUUAGAGUAUGAUGAAAUAUGACAACGAAGCAGCACUAUUGAUAGUCCCUUAGGUGUUAGAUCCUGCAUUAUGGUGUACAUUUGUGCAGAAAAAAAAAAAAAAAAAAUUGGAAUAGGCGCUCUAUGGUUUCUGUAGUUUUUUUAAUUUUCCUUUCCCAGCAGUGCCAAGCUUCCAGGGUAUUUUAAUUUAUUUUGAUAAAUCAUGCCAUAAAAAAAAAAAAAAAAAUUCGAGUCACCCUAACUCCAAAGAACUCGUAGCCCUCGGCCCCGCAAAACACACCAGCACCGCUCGGGUCCUCUCGGGGGACCCGGACCACUGAACUAGACGUGUCGUAGCUCAAGUUGCGCAAAACUAAAAGUUCCCGGAGAGCGACGACAACCAUGUUGGAUGUUUUUUGAAAAAGCAAUAAUGUCUCGGGACUGGAGGGGAAGGCGGAGGAACAGGAAGGAUCUUGCUUGUUGUGGGAUGAGGUCACUUUCACGGCUUUCGUUUUGUUGCUAUGACGAAAUGUCGGCGUGGACUCAUUGACUUGGGAAUCAUUUAGACUCGGACCAAAGGACUUGGCACAUGGGGGAAGAGUCCAAUUGAUGUGGAAUCAACACAGCUGUUGGGACCAUAAACACUUCAGGACGCCCCUGAAACUGAUUCCCUUUAGACUUGCUAGCACGACUGUGAAUCAUUUGGGACUUUCGACUCUCUGGACCCAAACAACUCAAGAACCAAGAUUUAAAAUGACAGUCUGGCCCCCAAGAUUCGUAACCUGCAGAGAACUUUGAGAUCAAAUGACGUUUGAUAUGUGCGAGACCGGGACAAAACCUUUCACUCACAUAUUUUUGACUUGCCUAAGAUCAAGACUAAAUCACAAGGCAGUUCUUAAUACAGUAUUUGCUUGAGACUGACUUAUGUGGAACUUGCAUGAAAUGUGCAAGUAACUGAAGAACUGAAUCAAGACUUGACUCAAAAUAGACUGACUAAACCUUCUGGGACUGUGGGAAUCCCUUGAAAUGGACAUGCGGGACUUAAUACUAAUGAUUUUGGACUUGCUCUCAACUUUGAGAAUAACUUGGACCCUUGGUUAAAAUUUGGAGCCCGAGAUUGAAACCAAGUGACACUAGACUCAAAACUGUGACCCAAAAAAAAAAUGCAUUGUACUUUGACUCCCCCGAGACUGGAUCCCACUGGCGUUGGACUUGAGAGAAAAUCUGGGAAUCAUUUGGAACUUUGGUUAAGACUCGGGGCCAAAGACUUGAACCAAGUGACUCAAGACCUCGAACUUGAAAAACACUUGGACUAUAAGAUUUAGGACUCACAUAGAACUUUAAAUGAGAUCAGAUGAUUUGGGAUCUUUGCAGGACUCAAACACAACCUAUAAAGUAAACCAUUUAUGACUUGCUUAAGGCUACGACUAAAUCACUCAAGAGUUCUGAAUCUUAGACUCUGAGCAAACGAUGUGGAA
Syngnathoides biaculeatus (alligator pipefish) is the source of this 5236-nucleotide messenger RNA. RefSeq names its product BRD4-interacting chromatin-remodeling complex-associated protein. Gene Ontology annotation, cellular component: SWI/SNF complex. The record is from RefSeq and is a predicted model, not a curated record. Gene Ontology annotation, biological process: positive regulation of DNA-templated transcription. The transcript has 13 exons. NCBI's taxonomy places the organism in Eukaryota, Metazoa, Chordata, Actinopteri, Syngnathiformes, Syngnathidae. The coding region runs from base 1 to 3498 and encodes 1165 amino acids.